This is a messenger RNA of Bombus terrestris (buff-tailed bumblebee), 4065 nucleotides long. Its product is annotated as xanthine dehydrogenase/oxidase. The record is from RefSeq and is a predicted model, not a curated record. The transcript has 25 exons. Gene Ontology annotation, molecular function: iron ion binding; oxidoreductase activity; FAD binding. Lineage: Eukaryota; Metazoa; Arthropoda; Insecta; Hymenoptera; Apidae. The coding region runs from base 131 to 3952 and encodes 1273 amino acids.
UUACAACGAUCGCUUGGAAGUUCAGUCAAUCUAAACGAUACCCACGCGACGAUUGUGUCGUAGAAGUUGUCUUGCCAAAAACAAUUAGAAAAUUUGCUUCGUUGAAUUUGUGGUUUGAAUAUUUGCGAACAUGAAUGGUAUUCAGAGGAACAUUGGGGAUUCCAGGAAGGUUGUAGAAUUCACCAUCAAUGGGCAAACUUACACAGUGACAGAAAAGAUCCCACCUGGAACAUCCUUGAACGUCUUCAUCAGAGAUUAUGCAAAACUACGAGGAACUAAGGCUAUGUGUCAUGAAGGAGGCUGUGGUGCUUGCAUUGUGUCAGUGGAAGUCAAAGGUGAGACAAUGUCUGUGAACUCUUGCUUGGUACCAGUUUUGAUCUGCAAUGGCUGGGCUAUUAAGACGAUUGAAGGUUUGGGUAAUAAGCAAGAAGGCUAUCAUACCCUGCAAGCAGCAUUAGCAGGCAAAAAUGGCUCCCAGUGUGGUUAUUGUUCACCUGGAAUGAUAAUGAACAUGUAUAGUCUACUGCAAAACAAAAAUGGAAAAAAAUUAACAAUGAAACAGAUAGAAAAUUCUUUUGGAAGCAAUAUAUGUCGUUGUACUGGUUAUCGACCAAUUCUGGAUGCAUUCAAGGCAUUUGCGAGCGAUGCUCCAAAAGAACUUGUUAAAGACAUUUAUGACAUUGAAGAAUUGUUCAAAAUAAAAGCCUGCAAGAAAACUGGUAUGCCGUGUGAAAAUGGUUGCAAUGGUUGCUACACAAUUAGCCAGAAUACAGAAGCUAACAUUUCCAUGAAAUUGGAUGGUAGUCAAUUCCAUAAAGUUCUAGCAGUCGAUGAUUUAUUCACAGUAUUUCAGAAUAAUCCAAAUGCGAGUUAUGUUUUGCAUGGUGGUAACACAGCACAUGGUGUAUAUCGAAUGAAGACACCAGAUAUAAGUAUUGAUAUUAACGACAUACCUGAUCUACGUAAUAUAACAAAAACUGACGACGCUUUGAUUAUUGGAGGAAAUAUUUCACUUACUGUAGCGAUGGAGACUUUUGAGAAAUAUUCAAAGGAACCAAAUUUCGAAUACUUGCAACACUUAGCCAAACAUAUCGAUUUAAUUGCUAGCGUCCCAGUAAGAAAUGUUGGAUCUGUAGCAGGAAAUUUAAUGAUCAAGCACACGCAUCGUGAAUUUCCAUCAGAUUUAUUUUUGAUAUUGGAAACUGCAGGAGCACAAGUGCAUAUAGUGGAAGCUGGUAGCAAAAAAACUAGCAUGAAUUUAUUGAACUUCCUAAACUUGGACAUGAAGCACAAAAUUAUAUACAGUAUAAUGUUGCCAGCUCUUGGCAAGGAAUACGAGUAUAGAUCUUACAAGAUAAUGCCACGAGCACAGAAUGCCCAUGCUCACGUGAAUGCGGGGUUCUUGUUUAAAUUAGACGGAGCUGGAAAAGUGCUCGAGAAACCAAACAUCAUAAUUGGUGGAAUAAACAAGGAUUUUCUGCAUGCAUUAGACACUGAAAACUUCUUGAUUGGGAAAUCCAUUUUAGACAAAAAAGUAAUUAAAGAUGCUUUGGAUAAAUUAGACAAUGAACUUCAUCCUGAUCAUAUCCUACCUGAUUAUUCUCCAAAAUUUAGAAAAACACUUGCGGAAGGUCUUUUCUUUAAGUAUAUUUUAAGUAUUAAGCCUGAGAAUGUGGAUCCAAAAGCGCGCAGUGGUGGAACUCUUUUGGAGCGUGGUUUAUCUUCAGGCAAACAGGACUUUGAUACUAAUAAGAAUUUAUGGCCUUUGAAUCAGCCUUUGCCAAAAUUGGAAUCCAUACAUCAAGCAUCUGGAGAAGCUCAAUACUCAAAUGAUAUUCCACCAUUGUCAGAUGAAGUUUUCUGUGCUUUUGUUCUUACCACAGUAGGGGCUGGGAAACUGGAUAAAAUAGAUGCUUCUGAAGCAUUGAAAAUGAAAGGAGUAAUUGCUUUUUAUACCGCCAAAGAUAUUCCUGGGAAAAAUGUAUUCAUACCAGGAAGUGCUCAAGAAAUAAUGUUGAAUUACGAUGAAGUACUGUUUGCGGAUAAAAAUAUCGAUUAUGCUGGGCAGCCAGUUGGAGUGAUCGCUGCGAUAAGUUACGCGAUUGCGAAUGAAGCAGCACAGAAGGUACACAUUUCCUACGUUGGCUUUACGCCUGAAAAACUAUUGUUAACAAUUGAAGAUGUGCUUGCAUCUAAAGACCAAUCCAGACUACUUCAAUCAGCUAACGUUGAAGCGACGAACAAAGGAAAUGAUGUGAAGCAUGUGGUAAAAGGAGAAUUUAGAUGUGGAGGGCAGUAUCAUUAUACUAUGGAGACUCAAACUUGUGUCUGUGUGCCAGUAGAAGAUGGUAUGGACAUUUAUCCAGCGUCUCAGUGGAUGGAUCUGAUACAAGUAGCCGUAGCCGAGCUUCUCAAUAUAAAAAAUAAUAGUAUUAAUAUAAAGGUGAGAAGAUUAGGAGGUGGCUAUGGUGCAAAGAUAAGCCGUGCCACUCAUGUUGCUUGUGCUUGUGCCUUAGUAUGCUACAAAUUAAAUCGACCAGCUAGAUUUGUUAUGUCAAUAGAAUCUAAUAUGCAAGCUAUGGGAAAGCGUUAUGAUACUCGUCAGGAGUAUGAAGUUGGUGUAGAUGAUGAUGGCCGCAUUCAAUAUUUAAAUGCAAAUUACUGGAGCAAUGCUGGUUGCAAUUUCAAUGAAUUCCAUGCACCUUUAGUUGCACAUCAUAUCAAUAGUUGUUAUGACUACUCAACCUGGACCCACAAAGGCUUUGAGGUUAAGACUGACCUGCCUUCCAACACUUACUGUCGAGCCCCAGGUUCGACAGAAGCUGUAGCUAUGAUAGAAAACAUAAUGGAGCACAUAGCAAAGACUAUUGGGAAAGACCCAUUGAUGGUUAGGUAUGCAAAUAUGCAUGAGGACCAUAAAGGUCCAUUGCAGUCUAUGAUAAAUGACCUAUGUCAAAACGCGGAUUACGAGACGAGAAAGAGAGCUGUAGAUUCUUUCAACAAUGAAAAUCGAUGGAAGAAAAAAGGAAUAUCUUUGAUACCCUUAAUGUAUCCUUUACAAAUAUGGGGACAAUUCCAUGCACUUGUAUCAAUUUAUGCUAGGGAUGGAACAGUUUCAGUUACUCAUGGAGGAAUUGAAUGUGGUCAGGGAGUUCAUACCAAGGUAGCUCAAGUAGCAGCACAUACUUUGGGUAUCGAUUUAUCAUUAGUUACUGUAAAACCAAGCAACAAUCUAACAUCUCCAAACAACCUUGUUACUGGCGGUAGCAUUACUAGCGAGACUUGCUCAUAUGCAACCAUGAUGGCUUGCAAAGAACUGGUAAAAAGACUUGAACCUAUAAAAAACGAGCUGAAAGACCCCUCAUGGCAAAAAUUAGUAAUGACAGCAUAUACGAAAGAUAUCGACUUGUGCGCCCGAUAUAUGUUUACUGCAAAAGAUGAUAUAAAAUCUUAUCCGAUAUACGCGGCAAGUAUUGCGGAAAUUGAACUGGAUUUAUUGACUGGACAGCACGUAUUACACAGAGUGGAUAUAAUUGAAGAUGUUGGGAGAAGUAUGAAUCCAGAAUUAGACUUAGGACAAGUGGAAGGCGGCUUUAUGAUGGGUCUCGGUUAUUGGACCUCCGAGGAUCUAGUUUAUGAUCCCAAAACUGGUCAGCUGACGAAUUAUAGAACCUGGAAUUAUAAGCCACCCGGCGCGAAAGACAUCCCUAUCGAUUUACGAGUUUAUUUCCGUAGAAAUAAUCCUAAUUCGUUAAGCGUUCUUCGUUCAAAAGCUACUGGUGAACCACCAUUAUGUACAAGUUAUAGCGUACUUAUUGCAAUUCAAAAUGCGCUUAAGUCAGCAAGAGAAGAUGCUGGGAACAAAGAUCCUUGGAACAGAUUAGAUGGUCCUGUUACUACCGAGAAAAUUCUAUUGAAUAGCUUAACCAGCAAAGAGCAAAUGAUAUUUUGAGAUAAAAAUUUAUUUUUGAAUAAAAGACAUACUUUUGUUAUUCCUAAUCCACUUUUAAUAAUCAUAUAUCAUUACAUACAGUUAUUUAAAAUAAAGAAAUGUAAAAAUAUAAA